AGAACAUAUACACAGAUAUUGAGAAUUGAGAUAAUAAUAUGUACAAGAGUACCUACAUAAGUCAUAGAUAAUUGUCAAGACUAUCGAGUAUUGACCGAGAAGACGUAGGACCUAUAAAAUUUAGCAAGAAGUUUGUUUAUUGUAAAUAUUUCAGCGGGUAUAUCGCUUGUUUAAUUCAAUAUUCAUAGGGCAUAGAUACUAGAUACUCGGUAGAAGGUAGGAAUCAGAAACUUCAAACUUGUUUUGUUUUGCAUUGAAUUAUUAAUUUAAAAUGGCUAGUGAAGAAUACUCUGGUAAACCAUACAAAAUAAUUGAUUCUAAACGCGAACACAAAAUUGGUAUUGUAGCAACUUCAUUGUCUGAUUUUAUGACUAAAGCUCAACAAAAACUUGAUAUAAAUGAAAAUGAACCCAUUAAAGUCGUUCUUGAAUCUGAUGGCACUGAAAUUGAUGAGGAAGACUAUUUUGACACUUUGGAAACAAAUACAUUAAUUAUGAUUUUAAAAUCUGACCAAAAAUGGAGUCCAUAUGAUAUAAGCUUUAAAUUUGCAGACGAUCAAAUUGAUGGCACACAGAGUUUAAACAGUUUGAUUCGACGUCUGCAAAACGAUAUAGGUCAAAUAGCAUUCUUGAGUGGUUGCGAUCUUGAACUUUUAUCUGAUAUGGAUCCAGAAAGUUUGGUUGAUUUGGCGUUUGACAGGUCAUUUCUAGAUCAAGUUAAAGAAGCUAGUGGACGGUUUCUUUAUGAAAAACGUGAAGCUCAAGAUGCAAUAAAUUUGCUCAAACUCUACCAUGCCUCGACAAUCGGGCAAAAUUCAACCAAGAAAAGUAAAGUUUAAUACUUAAUUAAUAAAAAUAUUACAUUAUUAAAUUCAUUUUACAACCACAACACUUAGUAUGUCAAAAAUUAAAAAAAGAAAGUUUUAAGUUAUUCUAUCACUGUAAAACUAUUAUAAAUAAAUUAAAUAGUUACUUUUUUAGUCAUUAGGUUAGUUUUGUUUGGUUGAUAAGCACUAUACAAAAUUUGAAAAAAUUUGAAUACAGAGAAAAGUUGUAUUCUUAUUCUAUUUUGUGUAUAAUUUGUGUGUUUGAUUAGUGUUAUUUUAAAAACUACCUAUGAUGAUCAUGUCUUACAGCUAAUAGAUAUUAGAUUUCAUUCAACUGUACUAUUGUUUUAGUUAUUAAAUUAAGAAAUAAGAAAUGUAUCAAAAUAUUUUAAAUGCAUUAGUUGAUAAAAUAAAGUAUUACAGAAUAAUUAACUUAACUAUAUGAAUAUACAUAUAUAAAUCAACAUUAAAUUGAAUGAAUUAUUCAAAACAAUUUUUUUUAUAAAAUAUUUUUUAACGUCCAACUAAGUAACAAAAGUUUUUAUAAAUUAAUAAAAUUAAUAAUUUAUUUGCUUAGACCAUUGACAGUCCAUGUAAACACAUUAUUUUUACAUUUUCAUAAAAUGCCCAUAUUACUAAUUUAAUCAAGUUGUAUUUGUGCUAUUUUGAGUCGAAGCAAAAUCUUAGCGAAGCUAUACUAUUUUUCAGUAAAAACAUUAAUAAAUACAAUAAAAUUAACAAUGUUAUAAUGUAAUAAAUUCGAAGAAUUUAACUAAAUAAUAUAUUUUAUUGUCUCUAAUAUCCAAAUAUAAAAAUUUCAAUAAAUAAUAUCAAAUACCAUUAUCAAUAUUAAGUUGAUAAAUGUAAACUAUUAUUUUAAAGCAUUGUUCCUAAUUUAGUUUAUUUUAAAACAAAUUAUAUUUAUCCUGACAAAAAAUAGAUUAUGAAAACCCCUAACAUUAUGUUAAAAUAAGUCUAUAAAAAUUUAAUUUAAAAAGAAAGAUGCAACCAUGGAAAUUUAGAUUUGUUUUACUCUAAUAGUAAAUUUGUUACAUAAAGCUAGUAUAAAAACAUUUAAAUAUGAUUAAAUGAUAUAUUACCAUCAACAAAUGCAUUUAAAAAUAACUUUUAAGUGUUUGAAUUUUUCUAAUUGUGUAACUCUUGACUUGACUGUUUUAUAUUUUUAUAUUGUGUUUUUUUAUCAUCUUCUAGUUUAUAUGACAGAUCUAUCCUUUUAAUAAUCACAAAUAUAUCUGAACUAUAAAGCAACUUAAAAUAUUUUAAUUUAAAAUUAAUAUAUAAUUGUUUUUUAUUUUUGAUUGCUUUAUAAUUAUUCCAAAAAAUUAGGCGGAAGCGUUUUCUUUAAUGUUAUCAAAAAUAUGUCGAAGCACCUUAUUAUGUUGUGUUUUCUCUAUUUAAUAUUGAAAUUAAAUUUAGUAGUAACGUUAAGUAUUGGACCAUUGUUUAAUAAGGGUAAUUAUGAGUUAAUGUUAAGAAUGAAAUUGUAUUCAAUUUUUGUUUUGUAUGUGUAAUAGAAUUUACACAUAUAUAUUUUUUUUAAGCACUGCCAUAGGUAUUGAAACUAGAAAUGUAAUUUACUUCAAACAAUUUGGGUAUAUAUAAAAUAUCCUCUUAAUAGCUAAAAUUGUAAAUGUAUUAGUGGUUUAAAACUUUAAAAUGCACAAAUCAUAUUAUAAUCUUAAAAUUGUAAUCAUUAAUUAUUUUAACUAUUAACUUAUUUAGUGCACAAUUUAUUAUGUAUUAAAAUAUUAAGCUAAUAAAAUUGAUGUGUGGAUAAUAAAAUAGGACUGGCAGUCAAAAUAA
This is a messenger RNA of Metopolophium dirhodum (rose-grain aphid), 2650 nucleotides long. RefSeq names its product DNA fragmentation factor subunit alpha-like. The coding region runs from base 272 to 838 and encodes 188 amino acids. Lineage: Eukaryota; Metazoa; Arthropoda; Insecta; Hemiptera; Aphididae. The transcript has 4 exons. Gene Ontology annotation, biological process: regulation of apoptotic process; apoptotic process. The record is from RefSeq and is a predicted model, not a curated record.